Messenger RNA from Heterocephalus glaber (naked mole-rat), 631 nucleotides. RefSeq names its product ribosomal protein L27a (gene Rpl27a). Gene Ontology annotation, cellular component: ribosome; cytosolic large ribosomal subunit. Lineage: Eukaryota; Metazoa; Chordata; Mammalia; Rodentia; Bathyergidae. The record is from RefSeq and is a predicted model, not a curated record. Gene Ontology annotation, biological process: translation. Gene Ontology annotation, molecular function: structural constituent of ribosome.
AAAUACAAGAAACUCGCGAGACCAAAGAGGCCCCGCCCGAGGCCGGCCCCAGGCCGGAAGUGAGUCACAUUGGCCCCGCCCCCGCGUUCGAUACCUCGCGAGACUUUGCGGAAAUUCCCUCUUUCGUCUCUGCCGCCGACAUGCCAUCCAGACUGAGGAAGACCCGGAAACUUAGGGGCCACGUGAGCCACGGCCACGGCCGCAUCGGCAAGCACCGGAAGCACCCAGGAGGCCGGGGUAAUGCUGGUGGCAUGCAUCACCACAGGAUCAACUUCGACAAAUAUCACCCAGGUUACUUUGGGAAGGUUGGUAUGAGGCAUUACCACUUAAAGAGAAACCAGAGCUUCUGCCCAACUGUCAACCUUGAUAAAUUGUGGACAUUGGUCAGUGAGCAGACACGAGUAAAUGCUGCCAAAAACAAGACUGGAGUAGCUCCCAUCAUUGAUGUAGUGCGAUCGGGCUACUACAAAGUUCUUGGGAAAGGAAAGCUCCCAAAGCAGCCUGUCAUCGUGAAGGCCAAAUUCUUCAGCAGAAGAGCUGAGGAGAAGAUUAAGGGUGUUGGGGGGGCCUGUGUCCUGGUGGCUUGAAGCCACAGAACAGGCAUUCAUUAAAUGCUAACACAUGGUUUUCA